GCAUUCAACGCACAGACGAGAAAUUGAAAGUGUGGAAUCAUUUUGUCGACGUACAGUUGUCAGUCUCGUCUUGUAUCUACUGAAUGUGUUCACCUGAUUAUAAAUAUAGAAGUCAUAUUUAGACGGUUUCACCUCCGUGUUAAAGCUGGAAGGAGGCGGUGGUUCGAAGAUAUGCACCCAGCAGGAUGGAUUUUAUGUGACUCGUGUGAGAUCUGAUGAGAUGAUGAUGGCCCAGGGAGAGAAAGAUCCAAAACACACCAACCAGGUCGUGCUGGUCAAGAAAAUCAUAAUGAGGCAUGACAACCCGGUCCAGCAGGGAAUUGGAAAGCCCAGCGUAUAUCAUGCCGUCGUGGUCAUUUUUCUAGAAUUCUUUGCCUGGGGUCUCCUCACGACGCCCAUGCUGACUGUUUUACAUGAAACAUUCCCCAAACACACUUUCUUAAUAAACGGCCUCAUUCAGGGCGUGAAGGGUCUGUUGUCGUUUAUGAGCGCGCCAUUGAUCGGCGCCCUAUCAGACGUGUGGGGCAGACGAUCGUUUCUAUUGGUCACUGUAUUCUUCACCUGUGCCCCCAUACCUCUUAUGAGACUCAGUCCAUGGUGGUAUUUUGCCAUGAUAUCCAUGUCCGGCGCGUUUUCCGUCACCUUUUCCGUCAUAUUUGCGUACAUCGCAGACGUUACGGAUGUGCACGAGAGGAGUACGGCGUACGGACUCGUUUCUGCGACGUUUGCAGCGAGUCUUGUGACGAGCCCGGCCAUCGGCGCGUACCUCUCGGCCAGUUACGGUGACAAUCUGGUGGUGCUGUUAGCGACGCUUAUCGCGCUGGCCGACAUCUGUUUCAUUCAGCUGGCCGUGCCAGAGUCUCUGCCUGAUAAGAUGAGACUGAAUACCUGGGGAGCGCCGAUAUCAUGGGAACAAGCCGACCCUUUCGCUUCUUUAAGGAAGGUUGGACAGGACACAACAGUUCUUCUCAUUUGUAUAACAGUAUUUUUGUCGUAUCUCCCAGAGGCGGGCCAAUACUCCAGCUUUUUCCUCUACUUACGCCAGGUCAUUAACUUCUCGCCCAAAACGAUCGCGGUGUUCAUCGGCGUGGUGGGAAUUCUCUCCAUCCUGGCGCAGACUCUGUUUCUCACUUUAUUGAUGAGAACCAUUGGAAACAAGAACACCGUUCUUUUGGGUCUGGGUUUCCAGAUUCUUCAGCUGGCCUGGUACGGUUUGGGCUCUGAGCCGUGGAUGAUGUGGGCGGCCGGCGCUGUAGCCGCUUUGUCCAGCAUUACGUUUCCAGCCGUCAGCGCUUUAGUGUCCCGCAGCGCAGAUCCAGACAAACAGGGGCUGGUUCAGGGAAUGAUCACUGGUAUUCGAGGUCUCUGUAAUGGUCUGGGUCCUGCACUCUAUGGUUUCGUUUUCUUCCUCUUUAAUGUCGAAUUGAACGGCAUAACGCCAAUCGAAGCGGAUUAUUCCAUCCCUCUCCAAACCUCCAAUGAGAAGACGACAAUCCCCGGUCCUCCGUUCCUCCUCGGCGCCUGCACGGUUGUGGUUGCUUUUAUAGUAGCUCUGUUCAUACCGGACCUCCCCACGCCACCGGCCACGCCCUGCGUAACCCUUAAGAGCAGCGCCUGCCUGGCUGGAGCCCACACCAACACCCCGCUGCCCGGGAGCGAUGAAGACUUCGAACCCUUGCUGGAGGACAGCAAUGUGUGACAAGCACACAAAAAGAAACGAUAAGCUGGUUAACACAUGACAAACGCCCCGUGGCUUAUGUAUUUAUUUUUCUGACUCUGUUGUUUUUAAUGGUGAUGGUCAGUAUAAGUUUUGCACUCAGAGGAUUUUUAUUGAACAUUUUACAGUGUUCUGCAUCAAACUGAAUCGACACAUUAAGGGCUUUAUUAUAAGUGGAAUCGGAUGGGCCGUAGAAAGAAUCGCGCUUGCGUUCUGGCUGGUUCUUGAGGAACCUGGAUGCCUUUGGUUUGGUUGAUUUUUCUGAAGUUUAAAGCCGAGCGCUUCGUGUGUGUAGAUAUUUGGGCAAAUUGCAGUAAAAGAUGUCGUCGAUGGAGAAUAUUAUGAUUUGAAGCAUAUUGUCACCGUCAGUGAGAUUCAUGAUACAGCAGAAUUCUCACAAUGACAUUUCACCCCAAAAUGAAAAGAAACCACAUUUUGUAGAAAAUGAAGGACCGUUGAGAUUUAUUUGCAUUGUGCAUUAUUAUUCAUCAUAAUUCUUGCUAGAUUCUUAUUGGUGUCAUUGUUUUACUGUAUUACAAUACAAAAUCUUAGUAAGCAUAUUUUUAGUCAUUUUUGAUAGUCGGCACACAAUAAAGACAUCACAAAUACUACCAUACUGUCCAAAAUAGUCACAGUAAUUUCAAGAUGCAUUGCAAAACACAUUUUUAGGUUUUUAAAGCUUUUCUUAAUGCAAAAUGUCUUUUGAUUUUGGGGCGAGAUGUGCCAUGUUCCUGACGGGUUUGUGAGAUUCAUUCCUAGAGAUGAAUAUGAUAGUAUCGGCAGACUGAUUGCUUGGCUGUCUGCAGUGCUUGAGUAAACACAAGCCUUAAAGUCACAUAUCCUGUUGAAUAGAUUCGAAAUGAAGCCGGUCGCAUGAGCAGUAUCAUAGCCAAACUCUCCACGCUGAGCCACUUGUGUUCAGACACUAGAGGAGAUUUGCCGUACUCAUGUUAACAUAGUUCUUUCAAGACAGUUAGUUAUAUUAUACUGUAUGUAUAAAGCCCUGUUUACACAAAGGACAAUAACUACAGUAUAAAGUGUUAAAAAUGAUAUGAGAAUGAGUCCACAACCAGAAUGAUUCAGUUGAACGAUAACGUUGGAUCACUUUUUUCUAGCUGAUCAACGAUAAAAUAUUGACAGCCAAUCAAAAUCCAUUACAUUUGAAAGGGCUUGUGCAUUUAAAAUGUAAUGAUGUAACGUUAGCGUCCAUUGACGGGGCUUGACUGCGUCUGUGUGUUUUCUAUGCAGUAGUUUUAGUAACUGUCAAUCAUACAACUUUGUCUCAAGUUGUAAAGUCAACAUGAAAAGUGACCCAAUUUAGUGUCCUAAUACAUGUUUCUUGACAUCUGUGAGCAAUUCAUCGCAAGGAAAAUUUAAUUAUGAUUGUCCUCUUACUGGAAAUUGAUUUUCAGCUGAAGUAUUAUCCAUAACGGCCCUGUAGCGUUUUACUGCAAAACAUUAUCAAUAGAUAAAAAUGUCUAAACAUCCUUUUCAUAUUGACUUUUAACUUAGACUUCAGAGAAUUCCUGGUAUUCGAUACGUUUUUAAAGUAAAUAUUGCAGUUUUGCUUAAAAUAUUUGUACGUUUUCUGUAAAUGUAACUGUAUCUUCAUUUUUGCACUCAUGGAAAAUUUGCAUUGUGCAUUUGUUGGAGUUAAUAAUACUCGAUUCCUUUCGGUAUAUAAAUGAAGGACAAUUCUGAAAAAGUAGCCAACACGUACACACCAGCUACCUCAUUUUUGGAGGUUUUGUGGAAUGAUGUGAGAAUUUGAUCUAAAAAAAACCCUAAAUGUUUAUUUUUUUAAAUCUACUUUUCUUCUUUUGUAUAGUCACAUUACAUUCUCACAAUACUGGAUUUUGAAUCAGUUUUCCACUUUCAUAUUUGCUGAUGUUUGUCGAUUUUAGGCUUCCCAAGUCGACAAGCUUGUGCAUUUACAGAAUGAUUAUUUCGAUUUGCUUAAGGAAUCUGUUGAAGUCCGUUGCGUGUAAAACAAACAAACAAACUGUGAAGCAUCUCAUAAGAGUUUGAGAAGCUGCAGGUGGUCUUUAGUCUGACCUGCGCCGGCUACUUCCUGUUUGUCAAACGCAUCAUUUCUUGACACAUCAAGCAUUCCACAGAAACGCAACGACAGCCCCAGUAUUCCUUUCCCAAAACCUUCGGUGACCCCAGAAACGAUGAUUAGAAUCCAAAAUGUUACCUCCCAUCAUUUAUUCUCCACCUUUGACCUUUUUGUCUGGCAGUUUUACAUUAUCAGAAUUCUGAGUCGUAUUAUUAUUAUGCAGCAAAGCAACGUGAAACAUCUUGCGAAAAGCUUGAAACUGCGAUAGCGUGUGUGCGUUUGUGUUUUUUUUUUUUUGAUUGCAAGAUUGCAAUUCCAAGAUGGAUAAACGCUUGGUACCGGCCCAUGCUUUGGGUUUUGUAUAUAUAGGAUAAAAUGUGCACAGCUUGUAACAUCAAUGUAUUAUAAUGAUGGUCAUAUGAAUAAUUUUAGGAUUGUACAGUAUUGUAUAUGUGUUGAAUAGUAUCAAGGAAAACCCUUUUACAUGUUGUCAGAGCUGAAAUAUUUUGGAACAGAAUGACACGUUCCAAAUAUCUCUCAAGCAGAUGUUACAAGUGUCGUCUGCAAAGCACGUAAAUAGUCAUUUUAGUUUUUUAAACAUUGCUCUGAACAUGUUGGUUUUUAGUAUAAUGUAAGCAUGUAAAUACCGAAACACAUGGAGCAGCUAUUACACAUGAUGAAUAUGAUGUAGAGGAGGGCCUUGAUGUAUUUAUUGUCUGUAUUGUGGGAAUCUAUUAAAUAGUUGCAAAUGCUAAAUAAAAGAACACUAAGAGUG
Molecule: messenger RNA, 4551 nt
Organism: Triplophysa rosa
Lineage: Eukaryota; Metazoa; Chordata; Actinopteri; Cypriniformes; Nemacheilidae
Gene: slc71a2a
Product: major facilitator superfamily domain containing 14Ba
Exons: 12
Coding region: 221-1699 (492 amino acids)
Biological process (GO): transmembrane transport
Cellular component (GO): membrane
Molecular function (GO): transmembrane transporter activity
Source: RefSeq, a predicted model, not a curated record